GCCUGCGCCCUGGGCAGCUGCCCCCGGUGAGCCUGGGAGAGCCGUGGGCGCUGAGGCGCUGCAGGUGGCUCCGCCCAGACGAUAACACAAAGAAAGAACUUGCAAUCUGCCAUUUCAGGACCCCGUGACAUUGUCCACUGCUGGAAGGGGGCGAUGGCUGUGGCCCUGGGUUGUGCAAUCCAGGCCUCCUUGAAUCAGGGCUCAGUGUUUCAAGAGUAUGAUACUGACUGUGAGGUCUUCCGCCAGCGCUUCCGGCAGUUCCAGUACAAAGAAGCAGCUGGACCUCAUGAAGCUUUCAACAAACUCUGGGAGCUUUGCUGUCAAUGGCUGAAGCCAAAGAUGCGUUCUAAGGAACAGAUCUUGGAGCUGCUGGUGUUGGAGCAAUUCCUAACGAUUCUGCCCACUGAGAUAGAGACCUGGGUGAGGGAACAUUGCCCAGAGAACAGAGAAAGAGUUGUGUCACUGAUAGAAGACCUACAGAGGGAACUGGAAAUACCAGAGCAGCAGAUCGAUAGGCAGGAAAUGCUCUUGGAAGAACUGGCACCAGUGGGAAUGGCACACAUACCACCAAACAUCCACCUGGAGUCACCCCCACUCCAAGUAAUGGGACCUGCCCCGGAGGUCGCAGUGGCAGAGGCGUGGAUCCCACAGGCAGGGCCGCAGGAGCUGAGCUUCGGUGCUGCUGGGGAAGGCCAGCCCUUUCUGGACCCUGGAUAUCCAAUACCCAAACUGGACGUGAACUUUCCUUUGGAGCAUAGAGAAGAGGCAUGGGUGAAGGAACUCCAAGAUUCCAAAGAAAUUAAACAAUUACUCGAUUCCAAGUUAGGUUUCGAGAUCGGGAUAGAAAAUGAAGAAGACACUUCGGAAAAACAGAAAAAACUGGACAACCUGUAUCCGUUUCUAGUUCCUUUAGAGGGGAAUGCUCUUCACGGCCCCAUUUUGCAAAAAGACUACGUACAGUUAGAGAACCACUGGGAAGGCCCCUCGGAGGACUUACAGGCCGACCUGACAAAACUCGUUGAUCGGCAGAACCCCCCUGCAGGAGAGAAGGCUGAGGGCUCCAACGCGGAAGAACCACUCAACCCCAGACCCCACAAGAAGAAGAGUCCAGGAGACAAACCUCACCGAUGUUCUCAGUGCGGGAAGUGUUUUGCGCGGAAGUCACAACUGACGGGGCACCAGAGGAUUCAUUCAGGAGAAGAACCUCACAAGUGCCCCGAGUGUGGGAAGAGAUUCCUGCGUAGUUCCGACCUUUACAGACACCAGCGACUUCACACAGGGGAGAGACCCUACGAAUGCACCGUGUGCAAAAAGCGGUUCACUCGGCGGUCACACCUGAUAGGGCACCAGAGGACCCAUUCCGAAGAAGAGACAUACAAAUGCCUCGAGUGUGGGAAAAGCUUCUGCCAUGGAUCAAGUCUUAAAAGACACCUGAAAACGCAUUCGGGCGAGAAGCCUCACAGGUGUCAUAACUGCGGUAAGAGCUUCAGCAGGCUGACAGCUCUUACUUUGCACCAGAGAACUCACACUGAAGAGAGACCCUUCAAGUGUAACUAUUGUGGGAAAAGCUUUAGACAGAGACCAAGCCUUGUCAUUCAUUUAAGAAUUCACACUGGGGAGAAGCCAUACAAGUGUAGUCAUUGCUCUAAAAGCUUCAGACAGAGAGCAGGCCUCAUUAUGCACCAAGUCACUCACUUUAGAGGACUUCUCUAAGAAUUCCUAAAGGAAGCAGAUCCGACAGAAAUUGACACUAACUCAAAAACAAAAACAACAAACUUAACCCUGCCGCAGCCUGUGUGUCUUGGAAGAUUUUUUUUUGGUUUGUGCUUAUAAGAACAGUGUUUUUUCUGCUUUAAAAACCCAUCUUCCAAGGCAUAUGCAUUCUAGAGUAUCCAUCUACUCUUAGAAUUUUCCUAGAUUUGACUUAUUCUGUCUCGACACCUCUUUAUUUUUUAUUACAUUGAAAUUUUUUUUUUUUUUUUUUGGUGAACCAAGCCAACCGUAUCAUAGAUGUAAGCAUAAAAGGUGAUUUAUAUUAGUUUAAAGCCUUAUAUGCAUCCCAAGUGGCAGGGUGGGGUGACAUAACAGAAACUCGUAUCUACCUGACAUGUCUAUUCUAGCAGCGCCAUAGCAUUCUGCUGUCGUUAUUAAAGGUGAUUUAUAUUAGUUUAAAGCCUUACAUGCGUCCCGAGUGGCAAGAAAGGAGACAGUGUAUUUUGUCAAACAAUAAAAAUGCGUUAGGAACACAUGGACAAGGAGCAUUUCAUUUACCUGCUAUGAACUGGCUUCUUUCCAUUGAAAAUUUCGUUUUUGAGGGAACUCGAUUUUUAACCUUUGGAAUUUCGCAGUUUGCUACUCUGCUUAGUCGGCAGUCUGAGGUGACGCCACUUGGAGCUGAGUAUUGACUUAAUGAUUUAUUUUGUUCCCAGAAUAGUCAGCCUUUUGUGGGGGCCCCAUUUGACAGGUGAAGUCAUACAAGUAGAAUCUGAUUUCAUUGAGGUGGAGGAACCAGUGUCCAUUACUUUUCCCUUUCCUUUGCUGUUCAGCUGUGUGUCUCUCGGUGCUUUAAAA
Messenger RNA from Phacochoerus africanus (Common warthog), 2571 nucleotides. RefSeq names its product zinc finger protein 449 (gene ZNF449). The record is from RefSeq and is a predicted model, not a curated record. Gene Ontology annotation, molecular function: RNA polymerase II cis-regulatory region sequence-specific DNA binding; DNA-binding transcription factor activity, RNA polymerase II-specific. Lineage: Eukaryota; Metazoa; Chordata; Mammalia; Artiodactyla; Suidae. The transcript has 5 exons. Gene Ontology annotation, biological process: regulation of transcription by RNA polymerase II. Bases 154 to 1713 code for a protein of 519 amino acids.